Trypanosoma cruzi is the source of this 1218-nucleotide messenger RNA. Its product is annotated as mucin-associated surface protein (MASP), putative. NCBI's taxonomy places the organism in Eukaryota, Euglenozoa, Kinetoplastea, Trypanosomatida, Trypanosomatidae. The transcript has a single exon. The coding region runs from base 1 to 1218 and encodes 405 amino acids. The record is from RefSeq and is a predicted model, not a curated record.
AUGGCGAUGAUGAUGGCUGGCCGUGUGCUGCUGGCGUGUGCCCUCUGCGUGCUGUGGUGCGGUGCGAUUUUUGGACACGCGAUGGACGAUUACUGCAGUGAGGGUGGAGGGAACGGUUUGAGGCACACGAGUAAUGGUGGAGAUGACGGCGUGUCUCUAAAGGCGGACUGCGGGUUGUUAGCCACUCGAAUGGCAUUAAUAAAGGCGGUUGAAGCUGGGGACGACGGUAUAGAUGAAAAUGGUAAUGCCGUAUUGGAAAAUAAGGACAAAUCACAGCAUGGUAGUGUCUUGGCUGGUACUGGGGGCAAUGAAACGCCUGGUCAAAAGGGAGUGAAAGGUGCCGCAGGUGCAGGAUUACCACCCUCGCCGUCUGGGCCUGGAGGAUCAGAUACAGAAGAACAGAGGCAGCCAGAACAGUUGGAUACAAAAGGAAAAGAGGCAGGAGGUAAGAGGGAUGAAAAGGGCGGCAAGGCAACUGAGUCCCAACAACAAAGAGCUGAUCAAUCUUCUUCAUCUGGCAGCGACGGCCCUCAGGGUGGCAAAGAACCCAAUUUGAAAGAAAAAUCCGAGAGUACUGAAUCCUCCGUUGACACGCCGACACAAGAAGAUGAAGUUGAAGCGGAAGAAACAAGUGUGUCAGAAGAAGAAACCGGAGGAGACGAAGAAAACAACAAUAAUGUGGCACUCACAGUGACAAGUGAAAGUCAAGCGAAACUGAAAGGAACACAAACAGCAACACCACCAACACUACCAACAACGCAAGUGAAUGAACGGUCCCGCACUGAGGAUUUAGGACACGUGCAACUGCCAAAAGGCGUCCAAAGCGACAUUGAGUCAAACUACAAUUCACAAACUGAGGGCGCUGCCCCCAUCACAGCCAAUCAACACAAUGAGCCAUCUGCCGACCAUGCAGGAUCCAGGCCACUAUCACCCACGGCAAACGGUGAUGCCGCCAAUAAUGAUUCUGACAAAAGCACUGAAGAGGGCAUCCCGAACAGUGAUCCAGCAGCCGAUGGUGCAGGGACAGCAGAAGAAAAACAAAAUGAAAAUAAAGAAUCCAAUCCGAAAGAAACACCAGUGACGGCCACAGCCAUGAAAACUACAACGGCGACGACUGGCGACAGUGACAGCAGCACCGCGGUCUCGCAGACCACCUCCCCUCUUUUGCCUCUUCUUGUUGUUGCGUGUGCGGCUGCUGCUGCGGUGGUGGCCGCGUGA